AAAAGGGGGCUGGCAGGGGCCGCGCGGCUCAUUCGCGGCUGGCACUGGAAGUGUAAGGUGGGGUGGGAGCAGGGAGAGCCCCGCCGCGCCCGUCCGCCUAUCGCCCUAACGGCCGCCUCACCGCCCUUUCCCCGCACCAGCACCAUGAAGACCAAAUUCUGUAACGGCGACGCCGACCCGUCCCCGCUCGGGCUCCUCCUCGGCUGCAGCCCCGGUUCUGCCGGCGGCGGGGGCGGUGGUGUUCUCCCCGCCGGUGGGGGUGGGCAGUCCCCUUCGGCUCUCCCUCACGCCGAGCCCGAGGGGAAGGAGCCCGUCCCGCCGCCUUCCUCCCUGCUGGCCCGCGAGGAGGAACCGCCGCUCGACCCCCGCACACGGCGCAGGGCCUAUCUGUGGUGCAAGGAGUUCCUGCCCGGCGCCUGGCGGGGGCUGCGGGAGGAGCAGCUGCGCAUCGACCCCAUCAGAGGUGGCCUCAGCAACAUGCUGUUUCAGUGCUCUCUACCUGAUACCAUUGAGACAGUUGCAGAUGAACCACGGAAAGUUCUCCUGCGCUUAUAUGGUGCAAUCCUGCAGAUGAGGUCCUGUAAUAAAGGAGAGUCUGUACGGUCUCAGAAGGAAAAUGACUUGCAAGGGGCAGAAGCCAUGGUUUUGGAAAGUGUUAUGUUUGCCAUUCUUGCAGAGAGAGCUCUUGGUCCAAAGCUGUAUGGAAUCUUUCCACAAGGGCGACUGGAGGAAUUUAUUCCCAGCAGGAAACUAAGUACUGAAGAACUAAGCUUACCUGACAUAUCCGCUGAAAUAGCUGAGAAGAUGGCUAGAUUUCAUGGCAUGAAAAUGCCAUUUAAUAAAGAACCGAAGUGGCUUUUUGGGACAAUGGAAAAGUAUCUAAAUCAAGUGCUGAGGAUUAAAUUUACCAGAGAAUCCAAAACUAGAAAACUGAACAAACUCCUCAGUUACAAUCUACCUCAGGAGAUGAAAAAUCUGAGAGCUAUGCUUGAAGCUACUUCAUCACCGGUUGUAUUUUGCCACAAUGACUGUCAGGAAGGUAAUGUCUUGCUUCUGGAAGGCAGAGAGAAUUCAGAAAAACAAAAGCUGAUGCUCAUUGACUUUGAAUACAGCAGCUAUAAUUACCGAGGUUUUGACAUUGGAAAUCACUUCUGUGAAUGGAUGUAUGAUUACACAUAUGAGAAGUAUCCAUUCUUCAAAGCUAGUGUUCUGAAAUAUCCUUCAAAGAAGCAACAGCUUCACUUUAUUUCUAGUUACCUGUCUGCAUUCCAUGAUGGCUUUGAAAAUCUGAGCAAUGAAGAGAAAUUCAAGCUAGAAGAGGAAGUGUUGAUAGAAGUUAACAGGUUUGCCCUUGCAUCACACUUCUUCUGGGGUCUGUGGUCUAUUAUACAAGCAAAGAUCUCAUCCAUUGAAUUUGGUUACCUGGAAUAUGCAUUAUCCAGAUUUGAUGCAUACUUUGAUCAGAAGAAGAAGCUGAAGGUGUGAAUGUGAGAGGAGUGGCCUGUUGGUUACUGUAUGAAGAGGGCAGCUGGACAGAACUUUCACUGUGCUUAGGCUACUGUAUCUGUAACGAAGGUGUCACUGACUUCCAGUUCCUUGGAAGGCAGGUGUACAAUACUGAAGACUGUAUAGAAAUGACUUGUUUACAGUUUCAUAACUACAUGGAAUGAGAUGGGGAGGCAAAAGUAAAAAUACAACAGUGCAAUAUCUUUAAAUCCUUUUAAUCUAGAAGGUAUUUUAUAUUGUGGGAGAAGCUUACAGUUAAGUGUCAAUACCAUGUGCAUUAGAGCAAACAGUGUUACUAUGAGUAUGUUUUCUAGGGGUGUGCUGAAAUUAGGGUGACUGUUGUAAGCAGAACAGCUGUGAUGAUGCAUUGUAGACACUGCCUCUUAAUGAGAAGGAAAAGCAAAGGAGACAAUUGUUAUACUGUGAAGUAGGCUUCAAAUCUUACUGUGAGAUCAGAUUCAACAUGCCCCGUGAACACUAUCUUCAAAGCUGCUGAUAUGUUACACCACUUUAACCAUAAAACAACUAAACACACUGAAGCGGUAUGCUUUAAGGUGUUAUCUACAUAGACAUGAAUGUUUCUCUUAAGCUGGUGUGCCUGUGAAGUGUGAAUGAACUUUGAACUGGACAUUCUGAAGGAGUUUGUCUUGAACUGUUCAUUCCAUAUCCUUUGAGAACAUGCUUUAGCCCGGCCUGGUUGUCUCUUAAAAUGCUGCGUCCUGCACAGGGGGUUUUGUGGGCUGGCAGCACUGGGAAGAGUGCCUUGAAUUACUCUAGCUACUCCCCAGACAACUGGAUUGACGUUGACAAUACUUGUAAUUGGAGCCCAUCUCUCUUCUUGACUUGUUGCCACAGUACAUGGCUAUAAGGAACAGUAGAGCCAAAGACUGCGGAGAACACUUCAGGAAAUUGCUGUUCUGUCCAUCCAAUGCUUAUGUGGCUUGGGAGGUGCUUUCCUUGUACCUCCAAUUUUCAUGUUCCAGCAAUCCAGUAAAGUGGAGCAUCUUGUGGGGAACAAUAAUGUGUAUAUUGAAACUUGAGUAUAAUCUGUGUACGUCAUCUAAAGAUUUCUUUAGAUUUUUUGGGGGAACUCGUUUAUUUUGAACGUUAUUUGUUUGUGCUUUCUAACACUGUAUUAUAAAUAAUAAACUUUUAAGUCUACCCUUUUUCAUUUGUAUAGCAAAUACUGUUCCAAGCAGUUGAAGAAAAUGUGCAGCAUUUCAUGUACUGUAUAGCAUAACUUGUAAAAGCUGUCAUUUUAUUCUCUAGUAUAGAGAAUCAUUUUGCAUAUACAACUAUUAAUACUUUAUAAUAAAUAUAAAGCACUUAA
Messenger RNA from Cygnus atratus (black swan), 2836 nucleotides. RefSeq names its product choline kinase alpha (gene CHKA). The transcript has 12 exons. Gene Ontology annotation, molecular function: ethanolamine kinase activity; choline kinase activity. The record is from RefSeq and is a predicted model, not a curated record. Gene Ontology annotation, cellular component: cytoplasm. Lineage: Eukaryota; Metazoa; Chordata; Aves; Anseriformes; Anatidae. Gene Ontology annotation, biological process: CDP-choline pathway; phosphatidylethanolamine biosynthetic process. The coding region runs from base 145 to 1485 and encodes 446 amino acids.